AUGAUUGGCAAUGUUUAUAAGAGCGAUAGCGAUGACGAUGACGAUGCUUUGCAAGAGGCUAUCUAUGCUUCGUUGCUGGAAAAUAAAUAUGAAAAGCAACUAUUUUUCGAUGGCUAUGGUUGCGAAUCGAAAGGAGAUAUGAUAGAGCGGUUACGAGCAGUAUUUGCUAGUAGGGCUAGAGAUUUACAAUGUGAUACGUGGUCGUCAUCAAGUGAAAGCAGCGAUGAAUUUAUCGAAGUGCCAAGUGAAAUACCGAAGGAUUCUUCUAUGAGUACUGAUAAUAGGUCGUAUUUCAAAGGUACACAUGUGUACAAGCCAGGUCAAUUUCAGGAAAAGAAAUCAGUAAAUGAGUUGGUGAAGAUUUUAUUGAUAUUAUGCAUUACAUAUUUGACAUGCAUUUCAUUUCCGGAUUUGUUACGUUUCUGCGGAAUUCCUUUCAUUGUUGCUCCCGGUGAAGCUGAAGCACAAUGUUGUGAACUUGAGAGACUAGGUCUUGUUCAGGGUAUAAUAAGCGACGACUCAGAUGUUUGGUUAUUUGGAGCCUCUGUAGUUUACAAAAAUAUGUUUAAUCAAAAGCGACAACUGCAAAUGUAUUCCAUUAAAACGAUUCAAAAGGAUUUAGGUCUGUCAAGAUGGGAAGCAAUACAAGUGGCUUUGUUAUCCGGUAGUGAUUACACGAAUGGUUUGGAAGGAGUUGGUGUUGUUUCAGCACUAGAACUCGUGUCAGAAUUUGCAACUGUUUCUCAUGAUGCUGAACCGUGGCAAGAGGUUUUUUGUGAUUCAGAUAUUUUGCUUUCAUUUUUAUGGUUUCAGGCAUUUUAUAACUUGGAACGCAUAUCAAGGUGGUUGAAUUCUAAAAUUGUCAACAGUAUGCAGUCGUCCAGUGGUGGCAAAUUUUUUGGUGAUACUAUCGAAGAGACGUUCGUAGAGAAUAAGCGAAGGUGGAAACUAAAACGAUUAAUAGAGAAAAAUAACGAUCUGGAGACUAUAAAAGCGUUUCCUUCUCACGAAAUAUUUAACGCAUAUGCAAGGCCAUUAGUUGAUAGUUCUACUGAGAAACCAAAGUGGCGAAGAAUUGAUAUGGAGAAGUUGCAGUUGUUUGUAUGGGAGAAGCUGGGAUGGGAUAAAGCUGUGCUAGAAAAACAAACGAACCAGUCGUUGACAAAAUGGAAUGAGUACUUAAAUCCAGAUGCUGGUGGAAGCGGACAAUCUUAUCAAAUGCAUAUGACAUCAUUUACUCAUCAACUACAAAAGUCUGAAGCUGAUCAACGAUUGGCUUUAACGUUGCGAGUAAGAACAGCAUUAGAACGAUUAGCCAUUAUCAAAAGUUAG
This is a messenger RNA of Thelazia callipaeda (thelaziosis nematode), 1332 nucleotides long. The record is from the annotation of a GenBank genome assembly. Lineage: Eukaryota; Metazoa; Nematoda; Chromadorea; Rhabditida; Thelaziidae.